Messenger RNA from Nymphaea colorata (pocket water lily), 2098 nucleotides. Its product is annotated as glycosyltransferase-like At2g41451. The record is from RefSeq and is a predicted model, not a curated record. The coding region runs from base 124 to 1728 and encodes 534 amino acids. Gene Ontology annotation, biological process: cellulose biosynthetic process; response to abscisic acid. NCBI's taxonomy places the organism in Eukaryota, Viridiplantae, Streptophyta, Magnoliopsida, Nymphaeales, Nymphaeaceae. The transcript has 11 exons.
AAACGCCAAUCUGGGGAUUUUGCAACUCCCAAAGUUCCUUCUCGCAACAGUUUGACAGCAGCGGAAGGAAGAAGAAGUGCGGCAGAGAGAGAGAGAGAGAGAGAGAGAGAGCAGCCGUCCACAAUGCCGGGGCACUAUGGCCCCUUGAGAAGCUCUCCUCCUCCUCAGCAAGGGCUGGCGUCAAGGCUGCUGCUCCUCCUCACCCUACUUCCUCUCUCUCUCGCCGCCUUUGCGUUCGUGCUUCAGUGGCGCGGCGGCCUCACCGAUCUCUCCACUAGAUGGCCCGGCGACGCCUCGGGGUUUCCCGGGAUGGGGAGUAGUCCCCUCGGUUCUAACCCUUCUUCCCUCCUCUCGUCCUCCUCCUCGUCGACGUCCUCCUCCGGCAGCGAUUGCUUCGAUCAUUUCGGCCGCGGUUCAUCCUCUGGAUUCCCGUAUUUGAAUGGUUGGGGUUUCGAUUUCCAGGCAGAACAGCACCCUAAGAUAUGCAUAACAACAAGCACAUCAGCUGGUCUAGAUCAGAUCCUGCCGUGGUUAUUUUACCAUAAAGUCAUGGGUGUUACAAACUUCUUUUUGUUUGUGGAAGGAAAGGCAGCAUCUUCAAAUGUGUCUGCUGUUUUGGAAGCCAUUCCUGGGGUGAAAGUGGUAUAUAGAACAAAAGAGCUGGAGGAGCAGCAAGCUAGAAGCCGUAUUUGGAACGAGACUUGGUUGGCAUCCUUUUUUUACAAGCCAUGCAACUAUGAACUUUUUGUCAAACAGUCGCUUAACAUGGAGAUGGCUAUUGUCAUGGCACGGGAUACUGGCAUGGAUUGGAUCAUCCAUCUGGAUACAGAUGAGCUCAUUCAUCCAGCUGGUGCUCAGGAAUACUCACUCAGGCGAUUACUCUUGGACAUGCCUGAGAAUGUUGAUAUGGUUAUUUUCCCGAAUUAUGAAAGUUGUGUUGAAAGGGAUGAUAUAAAGGAACCAUUCAGUGAGGUGUCCAUGUUCAAGAAGAACUAUGAUCACCUUUUAAAGGAAACAUACUUUGGGAUGUAUAAGGAAGCUACACGUGGUAAUCCUAAUUACUUUUUGACUUAUGGCAAUGGAAAAUCCGCUGCUCGCAUCCAAGACCAUCUUCGUCCUAAUGGGGCACAUAGAUGGCAUAAUUAUAUGAAGACACCAAAUGAAGUUAAGCUGGAUGAGGCUGCCGUUCUGCAUUUUACUUAUACCAAAUUCUCAGACCUUACUUCUAGACGUGACCGUUGUGGUUGCAAACCUACUAAGGAGGAUGUCAAGAGAUGUUUCAUGUUGGAGUUUGAUAGAUCUGCAUUCAUAAUUGCUUCAACUGCAACUGAAGGGGAGAUGCUUCAAUGGUAUCGAGAACAUGUAGUCUGGAAUGAUCAAGCUUUGAAAAUAAAGCUUCUGAGAAAGGGUAUCUUGACACGAAUCUCUGCUCCUAUGGUUAUAAUUCAAGGCUUGAGAGAGUCUGGAAUUUUCAAGGCGUUACUUGAGUCUACUAAAAACUCAAUAUCAAAGGAGAAAUUCUUAUCAUCCAUAGGGCACAGCAGCAACAUAUCUGAGGUACCAAAUAUAAGGGCAGGACGCAAGACACUUCCUUUGAAACCCAUGAACAGAGGGGGUAGCUACCAAGCAGCUUCUCGGAGAACCUUGGCAAUGACUGAUGCUUUACCGGAAGCAGUGCCUCCACUGUCUCCGCCAGCUGUGGAUGAUGAUCUAUUGAGGGGAACAUGAGAAGACUCGGACGUCAUGAUUGCCUCUUCUGAUUUAGUGAUAAUGAGAGAGAUUUUGAAAAGAAUAUGCACAAUUAGGAGAGAGAGCAGUCUGAUAUGUGAUGCGGGUUCGCUCAGCUGUUAACCUUUUGGGAUCUUCCCGAUCAUUACCCAAGCGCUGGUGUACAUUUUCUGGUUUCUGUUCCUGUGUCAGAAUUGUUGGCCUGUGCUCGCCUAACUCUGAUACAGAUUGUUCAUUAUGGAAUUCCUGACUCGGCCACUUGAUGUAUAAAAGGAAUAUUGUUGAGACAGAAGGGUACGAUGACACAUUCUUAACUAGAAGUUGUAGUUCAUUAUAUAUAAUUUUUUUUUGAAGGCCCUCUUAUGUGACA